AGAUGACACGCCAUCUGUCCCGACUGUACAGCACUGCGGUGUGAAAGGUGCAACCGACAACCAAAAAAGAAAUAAAAAAGGAAAAAGAUUCACCUUCCUUCGCGGGAGCCCAACCAUAUGUAGGCGGACGCGCUCGAUCCGGCGGUGGACUGCCAUUUUCUCUUCUCCGUAAGAGAGAAACCAGAAAGGGAGAUCAUCAAAUCAAGCGAGAGAUGGAAACGGACGGCGGCGAGAUCUUCUGCCUGCCGGAAGAGUGCAUCUCGCACGUAAUCUCCCUGACGUCGCCUCUCGAUUCGUGCCGGUCGUCGGCGGUCUCCACCACCUUCCGCUCCGCCGCCUCGUCCGACACCGUGUGGGAGCACUUCCUGCCAUCCGAUUACAAAUCCAUCCUUUCUAGGGCCGUCCAUCCGGUGGAGUACUCGUCCAAGAGGGAGCUCUUCUUCCGCCUUUGCGAUCCCGUUCUCAUAGACGACGGCAAAAUGAGUUUCUCACUGGAGAAAUCGAGCGGCGCGAAGUGCUACAUGCUGUCUGCCAGACAGCUUUUUAUUGUAUGGGCGGAUACUCCCCAUUAUUGGAGAUGGCUUUGUCUACCCAAUUCCAGGUUUUCAGAGGUCGCUCAGCUGUUAUUAGUUUGGUGGUUGGAGAUUCGAGGCAAGAUUGAAAGCAGAAUGCUUACUCCUAAAACAACGUAUGGCGCCUAUCUCAUCUACAAAGUAGAUCAGACUGCUUCGCAAGGUCUUGACUUUCCAAAUCAGGAAACAACGGUGAAACUGGGAGCCCAGGUGUCCAAACAUACUGUGAGAAUAAGCCCUGAUGAUGCCGAGACACGAAGGAACAGACGUAUGUUUCGGCGUUUCCUGAACUGGCGUGGAAUGAUGUUGGUCCCGCUAGCUCAAGAUGCAGAAGAGAACAACAACAAUGGAGCUAGAGCCCCCCGGGCAAGGGCUGAUGGCUGGCUGGAGAUGGAGAUGGGGGAGUUUUACAAUGAUGAGGGUGAGGAUGGGGAUGUGGAAAUGAGUUUGAUGGAAGUGGAAGGAGGGAAUUGCAAGUCUGGACUCAUCAUCCAGGGUAUUGAGAUUAGGCCUAAAAACUAGGCGGAAGAGCUUUUAUGUGAUUAUUACGUUUGGGUUGUCAUUGUACAGGCAUUUUGAUUUGUAAGCCGUACAGGCAUUUGAGUUAUAAGCUGAAGGAGAUGAGUAAAUUAUAAAUUAGCCAAAAUAAAGCCUGCUUUCUAUGGCUUUGAGUGUGAACUGAUAAGCAAUGGGAACUUUCUGAUUCCUUUGAACUCCGUUAAUUUAUUUUCUGUUCAUUACAGUGGAGAA
Elaeis guineensis (African oil palm) is the source of this 1322-nucleotide messenger RNA. Its product is annotated as putative F-box protein PP2-B12. NCBI's taxonomy places the organism in Eukaryota, Viridiplantae, Streptophyta, Magnoliopsida, Arecales, Arecaceae. Gene Ontology annotation, molecular function: protein binding. The record is from RefSeq and is a predicted model, not a curated record.